UAUUCUGCACUGCAGGGGCCAUACCCACAAAAAGGCGAGGAAGAUCCGGAUCUCACGAAUGCGGGAAAAGAAGCAAUAACGCUUCUGCCUGGUGCAUCUGUGUUUAGCAGUGACGAAUCGUUUGCGAUGGUUCGCGGUGGACACAUCGACUUAACGCUACUUGGAGCUUUUCAAGUCUCUCAGUAUGGUGAUAUAGCCAACUGGCUCAUUCCGGGUAAACUGAUGAAAGGAAUGGGCGGUGCAAUGGACCUGGUCAGUGCUCCUGGAGCGAAAGUAAUCGCUACAAUGGAGCACACUUCGAAUGGGAAACCAAAAAUACUGAGCGAAUGUGAGCUCCCUCUCACUGGGUCGAAAUGUGUUUCAAGGAUUAUUACUGAAAUGGUACAUUUUUUCUGUCGAUGA
Messenger RNA from Gongylonema pulchrum, 402 nucleotides. The record is from the annotation of a GenBank genome assembly. NCBI's taxonomy places the organism in Eukaryota, Metazoa, Nematoda, Chromadorea, Rhabditida, Gongylonematidae.